Messenger RNA from Ascochyta rabiei, 1350 nucleotides. RefSeq lists its product as uncharacterized. Lineage: Eukaryota; Fungi; Ascomycota; Dothideomycetes; Pleosporales; Didymellaceae. The record is from RefSeq and is a predicted model, not a curated record. The transcript has a single exon. Bases 1 to 1350 code for a protein of 449 amino acids. Gene Ontology annotation, molecular function: protein binding.
AUGGAGCCAGCCGCAGCCGGAAUCCUAUACGCGGCAGAGAACAUCUUACAGGGUGCAGCCGCUCUGGUGAAGGGUAUAACCUAUCCAACUCUACCGAUCAAGACCAAUCUCACACGCAUCACCUCUGUUCCAUUGCCACGCUCACAGCACACCGUCUCAGUCGUCAAGGGUCGAGCCUACAUCUUCGGUGGUGAGACGGCGCCUGGAAAACUAGCUGAUAACGACAUGCAUAUCAUCAUCCUACCAUCCAGUGGUGUACUCGACGCAGACUAUACUUCGAAACCUGCGCAGGCUGCCAAUGGCUUAGACGACGUACCGGGUCCACGAAAAGGUCACACUGCAGUAGUAAUUGGAGAUUCAAUAUACGUAUUUGGAGGAAGAGGUGAAGUUGAUUCCGAAGAGAAUGGAAGAGUUUGGGCUUACCACACGGUCUCGAGCACAUGGUCAUAUCUUGACCCUGCUCCUGGCACGUCGGCCCCAAGCCAACGCGUGGGACACACCUCUGCGAGCUCAGACUUCCCAGCAGCGAAGUCCAUCACAUACCAAGAGAGAGCACCUCAACAGCCGGUAGACCCCUCGAAGAAUGUUCCAGAACCCCCUGUGGAUGAUACUUGGGGCACUAUUUUCAUUGUUGGUGGACGUAAUGUUUCGAGCGGUCAGCUUGCAAACGAUGCUCUGGCUUUCGACUUGAGAACGCGCUCCUGGUCGAACAUCCCCUCGCCGCCUGGGCAGCCACGUGAAGGCGCUAGCCUGUCACUCGCAGGCAGUAGGCUAUAUCGCUUUGGAGGCAAAGGUGUCGAAACUUUUGCAUCGGGUGCUCUGGAGUAUCUAGACGUUGCGCCGGUCUUUAAUCACGCAGAAGGUGGGACAACCCCUCUGACCAGCGGCUGGGCGUGGCAGGAAGUCUCGCACGCCGAUUCAAAAGAUCUAUCAGUGCCACAGGCGCGGUCGAAUGCUGGACUUGUUGAGGUCACCACCGGUCAAGGACGGCACUACCUCGUCGCCAUCGGUGGCGAAGGCGAAGACGCAAGACAUUUGGAUGACAUCUGGACCUUCCAGUUGCCCCCAGAGUAUGCGACCGCAGCAGCAACCAAGGAUGCUAUCCGUUCUACCUUGAAACGAGACACACAUGAGGCUACAUGGGCGGAAGUACUUUACAACUACGUUGACACUAAGGGGGAGGAAGAGAAAGAGAUCCCUGGAGAGCCCAAGCGAGGCCUUGGAGAAAGGGGUCAAUUCGGUAUCGCGAAAGGCACAGAGGUAGACGGGGCAACGUGCGUUGUCUGGGGCGGUGUCGAUUCCGGAGGUAACGUACUGAGUGAUGGUUGGAUGGUUACAGUUGAUAGGUAA